Messenger RNA from Pseudopipra pipra, 3996 nucleotides. It is a transcript of the gene RUSC1, whose product is annotated as RUN and SH3 domain containing 1. NCBI's taxonomy places the organism in Eukaryota, Metazoa, Chordata, Aves, Passeriformes, Pipridae. Gene Ontology annotation, cellular component: cytoplasmic vesicle. Gene Ontology annotation, molecular function: protein binding. The transcript is spliced from 10 exons. The record is from RefSeq and is a predicted model, not a curated record. The coding region runs from base 150 to 3503 and encodes 1117 amino acids.
CGGCUCCCGGCGGGCGGUGGCGGGGCCGCGGCUCCUCCCUCACUCCCGCAGCCGCAUUCGCCGCCGCAGCGCCGAGGGAGCUGGAUGGUCUGAAGACAGAAGCUGUGGGGCUCUCCAGGGAGCCCCUGCACUCCCAGCAAGGCAGCAUCAUGCUGGCUCCAAAGAAAGGCCUCCUGUGCAACCUCAACCACAUCCACCUGCAGCACAUCUCGCUAGGCCUGCACCUCUCCCGGCACCCCGAGCUCCAGGACACAGACGGUCCCACGGGUGGGGGAGAGCAGACCGGCUGCAGCCACUGCCCGGAGAACCAUGAGCCGGUGGACGCCAAUUCCAACAAUCCCUCCGUGAAGUGCCGGUGUUGUGAGUCCCACGGCCCGGAGCCGGUGACGCUCGGGCUCCAGAACCAGGCACUGCAAGGGGAUUUCCCCUGCCUGCACAGUGGGGGGGAGGAGGAAGAGGAGGAGGUGGCUUCCCCUUGUGAUCCCCCUUGUGAUUUGGCUUCCUCCUCCUCCUCCUCCUCCUCCUCCUCCUCUGUCAGUAGCUGCUCCGAUUUCAGCUUGGAUGACUCCCCGGUCUCCGUGUACUGCAAGGGCUUCUCCGUAGAAGAGUGCCAAUCCCCUGAAAAUAACUCCAGCAUCAUUCCCAUAGAAAAUGUCCAGGAUGGCGAGUCUCUGGCUGACCAGGGUGGGACGUGUGAGGGAAGAGAUGCCAACCACAACUCCCCGGUGCUCCGGACACCCAGGAGGAGCCCGGACAGCCUCUGCAGCACCAGCUCGCUCGACUCCCGCUGCGACGAGCCCUCUCCCGGCACAGCAGCACAGGAGACCACCAGCCCCUGUGCUGACCUCGACCCCAACUGCAACCCCCUCCCCGAGCCCGAUGCUGCGCCUCCAGCACCGCCCGUGCCGGAACGCCGGGAUCCCGGGAUGCCGAGCGGUGCCCCGGAGCCGCGGCCCCGGGCUGGGGGUGUCCCCCCUCCCGUGCCCCCCCGGCCCCGGCGGAGGAUGCAGAUGCUCAGCGGGCACCGAGCGGAGCAGCCGCGGCCGGCGGAGCCCGAGCCCGGCUCGGGUGAGCUCUGCAGAGACGCGGCCCCGAAGACCAUCACCUCCUUCCACGAGCUGGCCCAGAGGAGGAAGAGGAACGCGGCCGGGCCCGCGCUGGCUCAGGCCAGGGCUGACCGCAGCGACUGGCUCAUCGUGUUCUCUCCCGACACGGAGCUGCCCCCGCCCAGCGAGCUCCUCUCCAGCACCGCGGGCCAGGAGCCGGCACGGCCCCAGCCCCAGCCCCCGCGGGACGGGCCAGCCAGGCCUCCCGGCCCCCGGCAGAGAGAGGUGACGACGUUCAAGGAGCUGCGGUCCCGCAGUGCCGCCAGGCAGCCCAAGGGCCAGCGGGCAGAGCAGGCCCAGCGACCCCCCGCGCCCCCGGGGACGGCCCCCGGCUGGGGACCCCCCGCGCCCCCGGGGGGACCGGUGCUGGCCCCCACCGACGGCCACCAGCUGAGGAGGAGACCCCGGCCCAGCCUGCAGCCCAUCGCCGAGGGGCAGCCGGGGGAUGUGGAGGAGGGGGGGCUGCCCCCGGGGCAGAAGGGACCGGGUGCUGCCCUGGUCCGGAGGCUCGGGGGUCCCGGCAGAGCUCCCGCCGUGCCGGGGGCGGCCCAGAGAGAAGACGAGACCUGCACGGGGGCCAGGCCCGAGCCGCCCAACCCUGGAGCCGCCGCUGGAGCCGCCGCUGGAGCCGCCUGGCCCGGCGGGGGCAGCGCCGAGGGGCCCCACGGGGAGCACACGAAAGCGCUGCUGGUCGCCGUCAGCUCCGCCGUGGACAAGGUGAUCGCCCACUUCAGCACCGCACGGAACCUGGUGCAGAAGGCCCAGCUGGGAGACAGCCGGCUCAGCCCCGACGUGGGGUACCUGCUGCUGCACACCCUGUGCCCUGCCCUCUACGCCCUGGUGGAGGACGGGCUGAAGCCGUUCCAGAAGGAUGUUAUCACAGGCCAGAGGAAAAACUCCCCCUGGAGCGUGGUGGAAGCCUCUGUGAAGACAGGCCCCAACACCCGCUCCCUGCACUCCCUGUGCUGGCACGUGGCCGGGCUGGCCCCGCUCAGCAGCACCAGGCAGAAGUUCCACGCCUUCAUCCUUGGCCUUUUGAACAUUAAACAGCUGGAGCUGUGGAUCUCUCACCUGCAGAAGAGCCCAGGUGUGAUCUCCGUGCUCUACUCACCCACGGCCUUCUUCGCCCUGAGCCAAGGCCCCCUUCCCCACCUCGCCGACGAACUGCUGCUGCUCAUCCAGCCCCUCUCGGUGCUGACCUUCCACCUGGACCUGCUCUUUGAGCACCACCACCUCUCCGUGGACGUCCGGCCCUUGUCCCGGCGGUUGGAGUCGCCACUGUCCCCUCCCCAUCACCCCGUUCCCGCUCGGGGGGCAGCGUCUCCGGAGGGCCGGGGCGGCGCUGCCGGGAACAGCCUGGAAGAUGAGACCCCCCCCGACGCCCUGGGGAGGGUGGGGGGUGCAGGGGGCAGCACGAGGGCCCGGCCCCAAGCGACCAUGGGUGGGCUGGUCCCUGCCCCCCCGGUGGGGGCUGCCCUGCACCAAACCCUGCAGCACGUGCUGCGCUGGGGGGACCAGCUCAGCCGCGCUUUGCGGGGAGCUGAGGGACCCCCGCAGAGCCACGGGCCCGAGGAGGGCUCUGGGGGCACCGGGACCGGCCUCAGUGGCUGGUGGGGCCAGCUGAGCCAGUCCUCCAGGAUUUACAGUGCUCCCAGCAAGGAGAAGUUCCCCUUGGUGUGGUGGACGAAGCUGCGGGGGAGCGCGGGGGAUCCCAGCCCCGGCCAGGCUGCGCAAUCCCAAACGCUCCUGAGCGAGGCUGGAGGGACAGAGCUGCAGCUCCUACAGACCAAAGCUGUCCCUGAACGCUCCGGCCCAAAGCCCAGCAGCAGCACUGACACCUCGGGGACCUCUUCCCCUGAAGACCUCGUCCUGCCCACCGGAGCUGGAGCACCCAAGCUGGAUGAUCCCACUGCUGGAGAGAAGCUCCUGGAUCUUUCCCCAGAGCCUCGUGCCAACGGGAACCCGGCAGCACCUUCUGGCCCAGGGUUGGGUGGUCCUGGUCCUGACAAGGGCAGCUGGCUGGGCCGGCUCUUUGGAGCCACCAGCCCCUCAUCCAGGAGCUUCCCCCCCAGUCCUGACACCGUCUUGGCCAGGUCCAGGAGACCGUCCCACUGGCUGUCCCCCAGCCCUCGGGUCCUGGCCGGGGUGGUGAAGGGGCUGGCGCCCGACAGGACCCGCGCUCAGGAACAGCCGGAGAGGAGCACGGCCCCCCCUCCCCAGGCCCAGAGGGCAGUUCGGGCACUGUGCGACCACACGGGCACUGCCGACGGGCACCUGAGCUUCCAAAAAGGGGACAUCCUGCAGCUGCUCUCCACCGUGGAUGAAGACUGGAUCCGCUGCUGCCAUGGAAACAGCACCGGCCUCGUUCCUGUUGGUUACACGUCCCUGAUUUUGUGAGGAGGCGGAGGAGACCCGAGGAAGCGGCUGAGCUUGGCGGAGCGGGGAAGGGACGCCUCCUGCCGCGGCUUCACCACUUCCAGGGCUUUGUCACCUUCGGGGCUUCACCUCCUCUGGGGCUUCACCACCCCCGGGGCUGGCGGCUCCCAGGGGACCCGGCCCUGUGCCCGUCCCUGCUGCUCCUCCGCAUGACGUCCCGUCUGCCGGCACCGCUCCGGGCCCCUCCUCGGGAACUGGCUCACGGUUCCUCAGCUGCUGCCCACGCCUGUGCCAGGCCGGGGACGAGCCCUGUCCCUGCCUGGGCACUCACAGCCCUGUGUGUUAUCUCCAUGCCAUCCUGUCUUGCCUCUGCUGCCACCUCCACGUGUCCCGCUCUGCCCCGGUGGCCCCGGCCGGCCUCGCGCUGCCCCAGCACUCUGUACAUAAGUUGUAACCACAGGAAUGAGCUUGUUCCACUGGGAAAAGGCUGGAAAUAAAGGUUGUGACUCACGUG